AUGGAACGUUCGGAGGCACGAAGCUCAGAUCGAAAUGGGGGCAAUUCUGACUCUUCGCUCCGUCGCUUGAGCCGAUCCGAUCCGGAAUCCACGGCCGACCCCCACGCCCUUGACGCGGACUCUCGGGGACAGCAUAAAAGCGGCGGAGCGGCGGCGCCUGGGAAAACCUGGAGCUCGGCAGACAUGUACCGGAGUCACAGGGCUCAGCGUUUCAAACACGCCAAGAGCGCAGCUUCCAGGAAAGCGGAGGCUGCUUUUAUUCGGGACAAAUAUCCACAGAAGAUCCCAGUCAUUGUGGAGCGGUAUCCCGGAGAGCUGUACCUGCCCUUCCUGGACAAAGCUAAAUUCCUUGUUCCCCAGGAGAUGACAAUGUGCCAGUUUGUUACCAUCAUCAGGGAUCGUCUGGCUCUGUCAUCCAGUCAAACAUUUUACCUGUUGGUGAAGAACCGAAGCUUGGUGAACAUGUGCGCCACCAUGUGUGAAUUAGACCAGGAUUACAAGGACUCUGAUGGCUUUCUUUAUAUGACUUAUGCAUCCCAAGAGAUGUUUGGCUCUUAUUGGUCAAGGUUUGUUUCUGUUCCAGGGAAAACAAGAAGGUGGGAGCCUUGUGGGGUAGCCACUCAAUUCCCCGGUACAAUAGCUGAUUUAGUCUAAUGUGUCCUAUGCAUUUUAACCCUACUACAACCUCCCCAAAUGGUGGUUGGCCUCAUCUUUUGAAGGAAAUCUCGAUUAUCCUCAAUGGACCGAAGAAAUACACAAACUUAUUUUCAUCAAAAUUGUGACUAUGAAACUUGCACAACUUUUUUGUAAAAAUAAUUAAAAAAAAGAAUUUGUGAUAAGUUAUGUAGUAAAGAUGUGACUUCUAUGUGGAGAGCACCUCCUAGACUGGGACAGCCUCCGGCAAUCUAAUUGGCUUUAUGUGGAAGGGACUGGUGGGCAUGAUUUCAUUCCAUAAAUAUGAAUUAACCUCAGUUCUUCUAGUAAACUUUCAGU
Messenger RNA from Callorhinchus milii (elephant shark), 993 nucleotides. Its product is annotated as microtubule-associated proteins 1A/1B light chain 3C. The record is from RefSeq and is a predicted model, not a curated record. Lineage: Eukaryota; Metazoa; Chordata; Chondrichthyes; Chimaeriformes; Callorhinchidae. Bases 1 to 654 code for a protein of 217 amino acids. Gene Ontology annotation, biological process: autophagy of mitochondrion; macroautophagy; cellular response to nitrogen starvation. Gene Ontology annotation, molecular function: ubiquitin protein ligase binding. Gene Ontology annotation, cellular component: autophagosome membrane; autophagosome; cytosol. The transcript is spliced from 6 exons.